AUGCGAGAACCAGGCACAAAUGAAAUUGAACUUGGAGUUGACGAGGAGGGUUUCAUUUAUAUGGCAUUUGAAGCUCCUGAAAAGAAUGACUCCUCUGAAUUUGUCUGGACAAAGGACUAUGAAGGACCACCAGAUGCUGACAGGGUUCGGAUGGAAGAGAAAGGCAAUAAAUCUAAGCUUAUACUGAAAGAGCCAUCAGAAAAGGAUCUGGGCGUGUAUUCCGUGGAGGUCACGGAUGUGGAUGAUGAUAUCUCGGCCAGCUGCACUUUAACGAAAGAAGAUCUGGACAAGUUGUUGAAACGCAGCCAUGAAAUCAGGAACCCACUGAUCAAGCUGAUAUCUGGAUGGAACAUCGAUGUUCUGGAGAAAGGAGAAGUGCGGCUGUGGCUGGAGGUUGAAAAGCUGUCGCCAAAUGCAGAGCUGCAUUUAAUCUUCAAUGACAAGGAGCUCAAAAGUACUCCGACACAUAAAAUCAACUUUGUCAAAGAGAAAGGUCUCGUAGAACUGAUAAUCCAGAACUUCUGUGAUGAUGAUAAAGGGAUGUACACAGCCCAGCUGCAAGAUGGAAAAGCUAAAAAUCAAUUCACCCUUGCUCUUGUGGAUGAAUGUUUUGCUAAAGUUGCAGAGGAGGCUGAUGCAAAACGACGACAAUGGAAGAAAAAGCAGGACACACGGCACCGCGGGCACCCACCGCUAGAUGGGAGCAUCUCCACAGGCAACCCUGGGGAGCGGCGAAAUCCACUGGAAAGACAUCGCCUUUCUUUUACAGGCCCGCAUUUCAUCGAGGACUUGAAAUGGAAGGUUACCGAGAGCUGCGAAGUACUCCUGACGUGCAAGGCAGCAAACCUGAGCAAGGACACCAGCUUCCAGUGGUUCUUCAAUAAGAAAGCACGGGCAGGUGGCACGUUUGAUCCGCAGACUGGGAUAGGAACACUUUGUAUUAAAAAGAUAACCAAAGCAGAUGAGGGCCAAUACAAAGCAGUUGUUUCAGAUAACCGAGGAGAGGACUACACCCAACUUGAUCUCACAAAAGGAGCAUUUGAAGACCUUCUCAAGGAGCUGUGCAGGAUCAGUGCUCUUUCUGCUACACCUCUCAAGAUUCAGCCUACUGCAGAAGGCAUCAAAAUCUACACAAAUGUGAAGUACUACACAGACUACAUGAAAACAACCUGGUAUCACAAGGAGAAACAACUGGAAAGCCGUGACAGGCUGAAAGCUGGGAGCACAAUGAAUCAGGUCUGGCUUCACAUACUGAACCCUACAGAUGCAGAUAAGGGAAAAUACACCCUGGAGUUAUUUGACGGGAACAAAUCUCACAAACUGUCAACUGACUUGUCUGGACAAGCCUUUGACGACGCCCUGGCUGAGCACAAAAGGCUAAAGGAAGCAGCAGUAGCAGAAAAGUGUCGUGCCAGAGUUGUUCAAGGUCUGCCAGAUGUUGCCACUAUCAUGGAGGACAAGACCCUGUGUUUAACUUGCUGUGUAUCUGGAGAUCCUUACCCAGAAAUCACUUGGUUCAAAAACGAGAAAGUGAUUGUCUUCAAAGAUCGCUACAAAAUGGAUGUGAAGGGGGCAGUUGUCACAAUUACCAUCGAGAAAGUCUGCAAUGAAGACACAGGAAAAUACAGCAUCUACGUCAAGAAUAAGUAUGGUUCUGAAACAGGGCAGGUUACUAUCAGUGUUUAUAAGCAUGGAGAGAUACCAAUAGGGAUGGAAGAAAAGGAAAUCACAGGUGGGAUUGUCACGAAAAAGCCUAAAUGAAUUAGUCAAUUAUGCAUUUAAAAGGAAUUUAACUCCUUCGGAUUCCUUUCAGUGUCUCUGCCCUAAAAUUCAGGCUCAUUUCUCUAUUUUAGUAAUAGUAUUUUGGUAGUUGUUAGAGAACAAUUCUCACAUGUGUGUGAGUGCGCACACGUGUGUGUACACAUGGAUGCUCACCUUACAGAGAAACUCUUUCCUAGUAAACCCGUUUGGGCAGUACCAGAGGGUUCACAUAUGAGAAUGAGGUGUUCAGUGGAGGCUUUUUGUAUUAAAUCAAUAUGUGUGACUGAUUACCUUGUAGCUGACAAAUGCUUGUGUGUACGUGUUAUUAAACCUAUACCCUUGGUGACAUCUCA
This is a messenger RNA of Strigops habroptila (Kakapo), 2114 nucleotides long. It is a transcript of the gene MYOM3, whose product is annotated as myomesin 3. Bases 1 to 1761 code for a protein of 586 amino acids. NCBI's taxonomy places the organism in Eukaryota, Metazoa, Chordata, Aves, Psittaciformes, Psittacidae. The transcript is spliced from 17 exons. The record is from RefSeq and is a predicted model, not a curated record.